Arabis nemorensis is the source of this 1386-nucleotide messenger RNA. The record is from the annotation of a GenBank genome assembly. Lineage: Eukaryota; Viridiplantae; Streptophyta; Magnoliopsida; Brassicales; Brassicaceae.
AUGGCAAGAACCAAUCUCAUUUUUCUUCUUCUUCUAGCUCUUUUAUCAAAAACAUCAUCGUCAUUGCCUUCAAGAGAGCAAGAGAAGGACAGAAUCAAAGCACUUCCAGGGCAACCAAAAGUGGCAUUCUCACAAUACUCAGGCUAUAUCAAUGUAAACGAGUCUCAUGGUCGUUCUCUCUUCUACUGGCUCACUGAGUCAUCUUCACCUUCUCCACAAACCAAACCCCUUCUUCUUUGGCUCAAUGGAGGACCGGGAUGUUCGUCGAUUGCUUAUGGAGCAUCGGAGGAAAUUGGACCGUUCCGUAUCAACAAAACCGGUUCCAGUCUCUUUCUCAACAAGUUCUCUUGGAACAAAGAAGCAAACCUUCUAUUUCUGGAAUCACCGGCCGGAGUUGGAUUUUCCUACACGAACACAAGCUCCGAUCUUAAAGAUUCCGGCGACGAACGGACAGCCCAAGACAGUUUAAUAUUUCUUAUCAAAUGGUUAUCGAAAUUUCCUCAAUACAAAUACAGAGACUUCUAUAUCGCUGGUGAAAGCUAUGCUGGUCAUUAUGUUCCUCAGCUAGCCAAAAAAAUCCAUGAUUACAACAAAGCUUUCUCCAAACCCAUCAUCAAUCUCAAAGGAUUCAUGGUGGGAAAUGCAGUGACGGACAAUGAGUACGAUAGUAUAGGAACCGUAACUUACUGGUGGACACACGCAAUUAUCUCCGACAAAACCUACAAGUCAAUUCUCAAACACUGCAAUUUCACGGCGGAUACAGUUUCCGACGGUUGCGACACAGCCGUGAACUACGCCAUGAACCACGAGUUCGGUGACAUUGAUCAGUACAGCAUUUACACUCCAACGUGCAUGGCAUCGAAGAACAAAACCGGAUUCUUUGUACGCAUGAAGAACACACUCUUGCGUAGACGGUUAGUGUCUGGGUACGAUCCUUGUACGGAGAGUUACGCAGAGAAGUAUUAUAACCGUCGCGAUGUUCAGAGAGCUAUGCAUGCUAAUGUAACCGGGAUUCGCUAUAAAUGGACAGCUUGCAGUGAUGUUAUGAUCAAGAAUUGGAGAGAUUCUGACAAGACGAUGUUACCGGUUUACAAGGAACUUGCAGCAACUGGUAUGAGGAUCUGGAUUUUCAGUGGUGAUACAGAUUCGGUGGUUCCAGUGACCGCGACACGGUUUUCCCUCAGCCAUCUCAACCUACCGGUGAAAACUCGUUGGUACCCUUGGUACUCCGGUAAUCAGGUGGGAGGAUGGACGGAGGUGUACAAGGGACUGACCUUUGCAACAGUAAGAGGGGCGGGCCACGAGGUGCCUUUAUUCGAACCUAAGCGUGCUUACACUCUUUUCAAAUCAUUCUUGGCCGGUAAAGAGCUUCCAAAAUCUUAUUAG